AUGCAAAGCUCUUCACGGCUGAGCAGGGACUCCGGGACCGGAAGCGGAAGUAAACCGCGUGCGGAAGGGGCGGGCAAGAAGCGGAGGGUGCCGGCCUUAAGCUUCUUGCUGUGUUGCUCUGCUGCUCCGAGCUGCGGGCGUAGGAACGAAAGAACCUCGGACGGGGCGGGGAUUGGAGAAACCGGCUGUGGGUGCGAUGGGAGGGGCGGUAAGAAGGAGCGGCCGCAACUGCGACCACUGUCCUGUAGUGUGCAGCUGACCUCAUCCUUGCCGGAAGCCGCGCCUCUUGGGAAGACUUUGGGAGCGUUCCGCCGGAAUUCUGAGUUCCCCCGGUGGUCAGUCCUGCCGAGUAGGAGUAGCUACGUCAACUUUCCUGCGCUCACCGAAGUUGCAGGUCCCUCGGAGAACGGUGACGCCCUGAGCUCUCUUAAACUCGUCUCUUGUGAUCGUUUCAGUGUGCACUUGUUAGCCGAAUUUGCACAGACGGCAUUAAACAGGUACAAGUUGGAAAUGUUUAAAGUUACCAGUCACAUUAGACCUUCAGUCUUUUCCCCAGAAUUUUAUUUAAAUUACGGAAGAACCCUUGGGAGAAGCUCCCUCAGUUUUCAUCAUUGGAAGAAGCGUGCUGAUCAGUGAUUCCAGUGCCAGUGGGACUUUAAAAAAUAAAGAUCAAAAGUCCUCCAGACUGACAUUUUCAUUCCCUGGCCUCACCAGGCUACAAACUCUGCUGCACUGGAUUAAAGGAAAAAAAGUAGGAAGGAAGGGAGUGAGGAAAAGAGGGAAGAAAGAAAGGAGCUCUAACCAUAUGGUAAAGACCAUAGUGGUAUAUCCCAUAACAUACAGGAAAAUAGAUGUCUAUGAAGAGCCUAGGCUGGAGUCAGAAGACUCAUCUCCCAGACAGCUGUGUCAGGAACCAGCCAUAUAUCCUUGAAAAAUUCACAUCAGCUGUAAAAUAAGAUGGUUAGACCAAAUUAUUUGUAAGUUGCUAUCUUAACCACUGUGGUUCCAUUUUCUCAUCUGUAAUAAAAAGUGGUAAAAAUUCCAUCUCCUUUGUAGGGUUGUUUAUGAGGACUAAUUGUAAAAGUGCUUAGAACGGUGUCCAACCAAACU
Molecule: messenger RNA, 1110 nt
Organism: Trichechus manatus latirostris (Florida manatee)
Lineage: Eukaryota; Metazoa; Chordata; Mammalia; Sirenia; Trichechidae
Exons: 5
Coding region: 1-636 (211 amino acids)
Source: RefSeq, a predicted model, not a curated record